This is a messenger RNA of Rhinichthys klamathensis goyatoka, 872 nucleotides long. RefSeq names its product ubiquitin like 4A (gene ubl4a). The transcript has 4 exons. Gene Ontology annotation, biological process: post-translational protein targeting to endoplasmic reticulum membrane. Gene Ontology annotation, molecular function: protein binding. The record is from RefSeq and is a predicted model, not a curated record. Lineage: Eukaryota; Metazoa; Chordata; Actinopteri; Cypriniformes; Leuciscidae. The coding region runs from base 111 to 584 and encodes 157 amino acids.
UGCAGUGUCAUUGACGUCAUGUCCGUGGGAAACGUCGGCUGCUAGUCCACGAAUGUCCAGCGAGAUAAUUAUCUAUUCUUUGUUUUGUAUUUAAUUUUAUAAAUGUAAAGAUGAUUCUUACUGUAAAACCUCUUCAAGGAAAAGAGUGUAAUGUUCAGGUGACAGAAAAUGAAAAGGUAUCGACGGUAAAAGAGUUGGUAUCAAAGCGUUUAAACAUCCCUCCAAGUCAGCAGAGACUGCUGUAUAAAGGAAAAGCGCUCGCAGAUGAACACAGGUUGAGUGAUUACUCGAUUGGCCCGGAGGCUAAGCUGAAUCUGGUGGUGCGUCCCGCGGGAGAGAGGAGCAGUGGCGCGGGGGGGACCAGCGGCUGGAGUAAUGACAGAGCGGGCAGUGGCGUAUGGCAGUUACUGUCAACUGUCCUGGCCAAACACUUCAGCCCUGCCGAUGCUGCAAAAGUGCAGGAGCAACUCAUUAAGGAUUAUGAGCGCUCCCUCAGACAGCUCAGUCUGGAUGACAUCGAGCGUCUGGCCAGCCGCCUGCUCCACCCUGAGACAGAGGCCAUGGAUACCUCAUAUAUGGACUAAAACACACUAGACUGAUGGAAAAACUCCAGCUCCAUUGAACUCCUCCUACCACAUACAUGGGUUGAGAAGUCCAGGCCAGGGAGUAGGAUGUACUUCAUAUGGACUUCUAUGGAGGAAAAUAAAAGUCAGACGUCCCCCUCACAUCAGACUGGGCUUCUCUGAUGUUCAAGAGGCCACGAUGCUUACCAUUGCUUUCCCAUCAGAGGAAACCAGUGGUGCUUUUAGUGCAACUUUGUAAAUAUUGUGUGCAAAUGGUUAAACGAUGAUAAUAAAAGGUGUUCUUGAUCA